Messenger RNA from Sinocyclocheilus grahami, 984 nucleotides. RefSeq names its product podocin-like. The record is from RefSeq and is a predicted model, not a curated record. The transcript is spliced from 8 exons. Gene Ontology annotation, cellular component: plasma membrane. NCBI's taxonomy places the organism in Eukaryota, Metazoa, Chordata, Actinopteri, Cypriniformes, Cyprinidae. The coding region runs from base 1 to 984 and encodes 327 amino acids.
AUGGAGAAAAGAGCAGAAACAUCUCAGCAUUCUUCAAGAUCUGGACGGGUAAAGAGAGAGCCAUCACCUUCUGCUAAAGAGAGGAAAACCAAAGCGCCCAAAUCCGUGAAGCUCCAAGAGCCCCACAAAAGAAAAGAAAAACCAGAAGUGACAGAAGAAGAAGAAGAAAGAGGUGAAGCUAACGAAGCUCAAAUCAUCUCCAGCAGCACUGUAGUAAACGUAGACAGUGUGAGGGAACGAAUAAAAGAAGACCGAGAGGAGUUACUGGGAUUACUGGAGACCGAAGGGUCUGGAGAAGCCUUGAAGAAGAGAUACCUUGGAGUUUGUGAGCUACUUCUGAUCAUUUUGGUCCUGUCUGUGGUGAUCUUCUUCUUUCCUAUUGCCAUAUGGUUCUGUGUGAAGAUUGUGAGAGAACAUGAGAGAGCCAUGAAAUUUCGGUUGGGGCAUUUAUUGCAGAAGAGACCAAGGGGGCCUGGGCUGAUGUUUUAUUUCCCAUUUUUGGAUGUGUGCCAUAUAGUGGACAUUCGUCUGAAAAUACUGAAGAUCCCUCCUCACACGGUAAUUUCUUUCCGACAUGUUGCUGUCAGUUUAGAUUCGGUAACCUGCAGGUGGGGUAUCAAAGUGGAAAGAGCGGAGAUAGAAGAAAUCAGUCUUCCACCUGAACUGCAACACAACUUUGCUGUGGAGGCCGAAGCGAGACGUCAAGCACAAGUCAAAGUGAUUGCUGCAGAGGGAGAAAAGGCGGCUUGUGGGGCUUUAAAGGCCUCUGUAGAGUCUCUCUCUGGUUCUCCAAUGGUUGUGCACCUUCGACUCCUGCAGCUCCUCAACAAUCUGCGCUCUGAGCAGCCCGCUGUGAUCCUCAACAUACCUCCUGAUGUCCUGACUCAAUCCAUCGACCUCACCAGUUUGACCAGACCUGCCAAUCAAAGCCUGACCACAGGCGAUGGCUCAGAUGAUGCUAACAAAGACUCGCCCAUGAUGUAA